Messenger RNA from Paecilomyces variotii, 372 nucleotides. RefSeq lists its product as hypothetical. The transcript is spliced from 2 exons. The record is from RefSeq and is a predicted model, not a curated record. NCBI's taxonomy places the organism in Eukaryota, Fungi, Ascomycota, Eurotiomycetes, Eurotiales, Thermoascaceae. Bases 1 to 372 code for a protein of 123 amino acids.
AUGGGAAGCUCCUUAAGGAAAUGGCACCGCAUUUUAGGACUAACCAAACAACAACCCAUCUCCUGGCACCGCGACAGGCUUCGAGAAGAGUUAUCCGGGCGAAGAACAGCAACUACGAGAUGGCAACAGCCUAACGAGACCUCCGAUGUGCUGUUUUCUCUCAGCCAAGCGCGCCACGAUGGUUUCCCCUUACGCUUGCUACCGUCUAUGCUGGCCCCACAGUAUAUGCCUGUAUAUGCGUACAUGCUGGUGAAGUACACGUCACGCUGGAGCUUUUAUAGGGUGGUAAAUCCAAGGAAGAUUUUCUUCAAGGUUGAUGAGGUUGCGCUGCGUCAUGGAAUUGAUCAGGCGAGGUUUAGGAGGGUUAGUUGA